Messenger RNA from Naegleria lovaniensis, 1089 nucleotides. RefSeq lists its product as uncharacterized. Bases 1 to 1089 code for a protein of 362 amino acids. The transcript has a single exon. NCBI's taxonomy places the organism in Eukaryota, Heterolobosea, Eutetramitea, Acrasida, Naegleriidae. The record is from RefSeq and is a predicted model, not a curated record.
AUGAAUGGUCACAAACAAGCUGCUCAUACUCCUGUGAUUCUUUGCUUUUGUGAAAUGACCACAUUACCCUGUUCAUCAAGUUUUAAUUUAUUUCAAAAAUUGAAAGAACAUGUACAAAUUCAAAAAAAGUACAAACAUGUUUGUACUCGGACCCAAUCCAUUUCUAAGAAAUUUCAGAAAUGGAAUAAAACCAUUGAAAAUGAUUCCAUGACACGUCCAUUCGAUGUGAAAAUUUCAUAUCAUCAUGAAUGUAUUUUAGUGAGCGAAUUACGAACAAAUUCGAUUCAAAUCUUUGAUUUGGAUUCAAGGGAAUACUUGAAUUGUGUACAAAUAGACAACACAUUUACUCAACAUUCGACUCCCAUUGGCCUUUGUAUUGAAGAAAAUUAUGACGGAUAUUAUAACGAUGCUUUAAUUUUAGGAUUUUCCAACACCAUCACCAAAUAUGAUUUGAAACAUAUAUUCAAUCACAUGGAAGAUGAUGAUUCGAUCAGAUUGUCCGAACAACGUGCAUGUUGGACAUGGCAGAUAUCGAACGAUGAUCGUAUUAACAACAUGUUGCGAAUGAAUGUUCAUCCAUUUCGAAAACAAUUAUUUAUUUGUGAAUUCGCAUUACGAGUAGUGACCAUUUUAGAUUCAAAAACUGGAAUGAAAAUUGGUUGUAUUCAAGAUCGAACGUAUUGCAUUCCAGUUUCAAUGGAUUUCACAAGGGAUGGUCGACUUGUUGUUGGGCUGUCAAAUGCCAUUCAAAUCUUUGCCGAACGUGAUGGACAAUAUUCAAGUCAAACAGUGAUUGGAACGAAUGGCAAGCUUGGAACCUGUGUUGGCCUCGCCCAUGAUCCCUCAUCAAGAAAUAUUUUCACAUGCACCAAACUUGGCUUUAUUCAAGUCGUUUCCUUGGAUGGAAAAAUUUUGAGAAAAUUUCAAUCGUGUACAACCUCGACAAGCUCCAUCUAUAAGAACCACUGUAAAAGCAAUGAAUUUAUUUGGGAUUCAAGAACAAUGCAAAGUGGAAUGUGUUUGAACAAACUCACAGGUGAACUAUUUGUGUGUGAUUGGACACAAUCAAGUGUUCAAAUUUACAAAUGA